Molecule: messenger RNA, 935 nt
Organism: Amborella trichopoda
Lineage: Eukaryota; Viridiplantae; Streptophyta; Magnoliopsida; Amborellales; Amborellaceae
Product: putative germin-like protein 2-1
Molecular function (GO): manganese ion binding
Source: RefSeq, a predicted model, not a curated record
GACUGAUUCAGAUCACUUCCUCUUUAGCCUUAUAAAUCCACACAAGUUUUACCUCUCCAGGCAUAAGCAGAGAGUUUAGAUAGUGCUCGUCUCCAUCAACAUUUGGCAAAAAUGAAGCUCUUAUUUCUCGCUGUCUUUCUAUACUUGACGGCAUCUCAUGUCUCUGCAUCCGAUCCGAGUCCCUUGCAAGACUUCUGCGUAGCAGACAAUUACAGCAAAGUGUUUGUGAAUGGAAAAGUUUGCAAAGACCCGAAGUUGGCGACAGCAAAUGACUUCUUCUUUGCUGGGCUUGACAAGCCGGGCAACACCAGCAAUCCUGUGGGUUCGAAGGUCACCCCGGUGAAUGUAAUGCAAAUUGCUGGGCUCAACACUCUGGGCAUCUCCUUAGCACGCAUAGACUUUGCUCCUGGUGGCCAAAACCCUCCCCACACACACCCACGUGCCACCGAGAUCCUCACAGUCUUAGAAGGGACCCUUUAUGUCGGCUUCGUGACCAGCAAUCCCGAAAACCGUUUGAUUAGCAAGAUACUGAACAAAGGAGAUGUGUUUGUAUUUCCUGUGGGCCUCAUUCACUUCCAGCAAAAUGUGGGUUAUAGCAAUGCAGUGGCCAUUGCAGCUUUGAGCAGCCAGAAUCCAGGGGUCAUAACCAUCGCUAAUGCUGUGUUUGGAGCCAACCCACCUAUCUCUGAUGUUGUUCUUGCAAAGGCCUUCCAAAUUGAUAAACAACUGGUUGAUAAACUUCAGGCAAGCUUCUGGAUGGAUAAUAACUAAAAUAAAGGUCAUGGGGGCCUCAUUACUACUUGAUAGAGAUUUCCCAUGUAAAUUUCAUUUGUAUCAUCUUUUUAAUAUUUUGAUUUCUUGUGGUGUGUCGACCGCUAUAUAAUAAAAUUGGUCAUUGGAAUAAAUUAUAUCACUUUGGAGAUACAUUUUUAAUA